Molecule: messenger RNA, 2139 nt
Organism: Sphenostylis stenocarpa
Lineage: Eukaryota; Viridiplantae; Streptophyta; Magnoliopsida; Fabales; Fabaceae
Source: the annotation of a GenBank genome assembly
AUGGGACACGGGGGCUCUAAAAGCAUCGGAAUUUCUGGCUGCUGUGGCGGUGAAAAGAGGAAAAUAUCAGAGAGAGUGGUGUUGCGUGUAAACUCAAAGGAUAAUAUCCACAGCAGUGGUGAAGAAGAGGGAGAAGAUAAGAACGUGAUUGGUAGGAAGAUGGAGAGCACACUGAAACCAUUGCGAGAUGGAGAGUCAGUAUUGGACCUCAGCCCGAGAUCCACUGUCAGCGGCGGCGUGGAGGAUGUCUACGGCGAAGAUCGCGCCACCGAGGACCAACUUGUUACCCCAUGGACUUUCUCAGUUGCCAGUGGUUACUCUUUGCUAAGGGAUCCACAGUACAACAAAGGGCUAGCUUUCACUGAGAAAGAGAGGGAUGCGCACUAUUUGCGUGGGCUUCUGCCUCCGACAGUCAGUACUCAGCCACUUCAGGAGAAGAAACUGAUGAACAGCAUCAGGCAAUAUCAGGUUCCCUUGCAAAAGUACACUGCCAUGAUGGACCUUCAGGAGAGGAAUGAAAGGCUGUUUUACAAACUUCUAAUUGAUAAUGUUGAGGAAUUACUCCCAGUUGUAUAUACUCCUACUGUUGGUGAGGCUUGCCAGAAAUAUGGGAGCAUAUUCAGGCGUCCUCAGGGUCUUUACAUAAGUUUGAAAGAGAAGGGUAAAAUCCUUGAGGUUUUGAAAAACUGGCCUGAGAAGAGUAUUCAAGUUAUUGUUGUAACUGAUGGUGAGCGAAUUUUGGGACUUGGGGAUCUUGGAUGUCAGGGGAUGGGAAUUCCUGUUGGUAAAUUGGCUUUGUACACGGCGCUAGGAGGAGUUCGUCCUUCUGCUUGUUUGCCUGUCACUAUCGACGUGGGGACAAAUAAUGAGAAAUUACUGAAUGAUGAAUUUUACAUUGGGCUUAGACAAAAGAGGGCAACUGGGCAGGAAUAUUAUGCGCUUCUGCAUGAGUUCAUGACUGCCGUGAAGCAAAACUAUGGAGAAAAAGUUCUUGUACAGUUUGAAGACUUCGCAAAUCACAAUGCUUUUGAGUUGCUUGCUAAAUAUGGUACAACUCAUCUUGUUUUCAAUGAUGAUAUACAGGGGACUGCUUCUGUUGUUCUAGCUGGUGUUGUAGCAGCCCUGAAGCUCAUUGGUGGUACCUUGCCUGAGCACACAUUCCUCUUUCUUGGUGCUGGAGAAGCAGGAACCGGUAUAGCAGAGUUAAUUGCUCUUGAGAUGUCAAAGCAGACUAAGGCACCUAUAGAAGAGAGUCGCAAGAAGAUAUGGCUUGUAGACUCAAAGGGUUUAAUUGUUAGUUCCCGGAAGAAUUCACUUCAACACUUCAAGAAGCCUUGGGCUCAUGAACAUGAGCCUGUCAACAGUCUUCUAGAGGCCGUCAAGGUGAUCAAGCCUACAGUUUUGAUUGGAUCAUCAGGAGUGGGAAAAACUUUUACAAAGGAAGUAAUUGAGGCAAUGACUUCAAACAAUGAUAAACCUCUCAUUUUGGCUCUCUCCAAUCCUACCUCACAGUCUGAAUGUACUGCUGAAGAGGCUUAUCAGUGGAGUGAGGGUCGUGCAAUUUUUGCUAGUGGGAGUCCAUUUGAUCCUGUUGAAUACAAGGGAAAACUUUAUGCUUCUGGCCAGGCCAACAAUGCUUACAUUUUCCCAGGCUUUGGUUUGGGUUUAGUCAUCUCAGGAGCAAUUCGAGUUCACGAUGAUAUGCUUCUAGCAGCUUCUGAAGCCUUGGCUAAACAAGUGAGCGAGGAGAACUACAAAAAUGGUUUGAUUUACCCACCAUUCUCUAAUAUCAGAAAAAUCUCAGCCAAUAUAGCUGCAAAUGUAGCUGCCAAGGCCUAUGAACUAGGCUUGGCUACUCGUCUUCCUCGUCCUCAGAAUCUUGUGAAGUAUGCUGAGAGUUGCAUGUAUACCCCUGUAUACCGCAACUAUAGAAUAUCAUCAACUUCAUUUGAGAAAAAGACGUCUGUUAUCAGAGAAGAAAUUGCAAAAAUAAAGAAAGAUGUAGCAGCAGGAGAUGAAGAAAAAGGGAAAAGAGGAAGUAUUGUACAUCGUCCUGAAAAAAUGUCAGAUAUUAGACAAUAUUACAAACAGAUACUUCAUCAAGACGUUUCCCAAUUCAAAGCUUCAUCAAAAGAGUAG